Messenger RNA from Scheffersomyces coipomensis, 2432 nucleotides. RefSeq lists its product as uncharacterized. The record is from RefSeq and is a predicted model, not a curated record. Lineage: Eukaryota; Fungi; Ascomycota; Pichiomycetes; Serinales; Debaryomycetaceae. Gene Ontology annotation, molecular function: voltage-gated chloride channel activity. Gene Ontology annotation, cellular component: early endosome; endoplasmic reticulum; Golgi apparatus. Bases 113 to 2413 code for a protein of 766 amino acids. Gene Ontology annotation, biological process: chloride transport; transmembrane transport; intracellular copper ion homeostasis. The transcript has a single exon.
UGAUGCAAUUUUAUAUACAGUAUUUGCCAAUUUUUAUCAGAAACAUCAGGGCUAAGUGUUACAGCACAUAACUCUAAUAUCUAGUAACUUGUAUAUCACCAGUCUAACAAGAAUGAAUGACAUCAAUGAGGAUGAAUCAAAUACAGUUCCAUUCAUUGAGUCUCAUCAACAAGAAAUAAGAAGUAAAAAAGACGGAUCAUGGAUAAAUCAAGAAAAUAUAAGUGAAGUGAAACGAUUUGAUGAUUUUAGAACCAUAGAUUGGGUUGAAGAUGAAUUAGAUGAACAUAGAAGAAGAUUAUUGAAGAUUAAAAAUGUAAAUAGCAAAUCAUCUUCGAUCCGAGAGAGAAUAAUUUCAUCAACCCUGAACUGGCUAUUGCUCGCUGUAAUGGGUAUAGUUAUUGGAUUAAUAGCUGGUUCAUUAAAUAUCAUAACAGGUUGGUUAGCCAGUCUAAGAAUGGGAAGGUGCUCAGGUAAUUUCUACCUCAAUAAAGCAUUCUGCUGUUGGGAUCAAGAUGAAGAAACAUGUUCUGCUUGGGUUAAUUGGACAAAUUAUUCGAUCUUUAAUUAUAUAAUUUACGUGAUUAUUUCAUUACUUUUUUCAUUUACUGCUGCCAUAUUGGUGAAAUUCUUUGCCCCAGCUGCAGCUGGGUCAGGAAUAUCUGAAAUCAAAAGUAUUGUGUCUGGAUUUGCAAUGGAAGGCUUUUUAGGUUGGUGGACAUUAUUAAUUAAGAGUGUUUGUCUUCCGUUGGCAAUUGGUUCUGGCUUAAGUGUUGGAAAGGAAGGACCAAGUGUUCAUUAUGCUGUUUGUGUAGGUAAUUCAAUUGCCAAGUUAGUGGCUCAAUAUAGAAGAAGUGCAUCGAGAGCAAGAGAAUUUUUAACUGCUACAUCUGCAGCAGGUGUUGCUGUUGCGUUCGGUUCUCCAAUGGGUGGUGUUUUAUUUUCAAUUGAAGAGAUUUCAUCUGCUUUUCAUUUAUCAACUAUUUGGAAAUCAUAUUUUUGCUCCUUAGUAGCGGUGGCUACCUUGGCGGCGAUGAAUCCAUUCCAUACUGGUCAAUUGGUUAUAUUCGAAGUUACUUAUGAUACAGAUUGGCAUUAUUUUGAAAUUCCAUUCUAUUGUAUUAUUGGUAUCUUUGGUGGUGUCUAUGGUAUUGUUGUAUCCAAAUUAAACAUCAGAGUGGUAGCCUUUAGAAAAAAGUAUUUAUCUAAUUUUGCUAUCCGUGAAGUGUUUUUCCUUGCUUUAUUAACUGCUAGUUUCAGUUAUUUCAAUGAAUUCUUAAGAUUGGAUAUGACAGAAUCAAUGGAAAUCCUUUUCCAUGAAUGUGAUAGUAAAUUCAAUCAUCCAUUGUGUGAUGCAAAUGUACCCAAAGUUCCUAUUAUCGCGUCACUUUUAUUUGCAACGAUUGCUAGAAUGGGAUUAACUAUUAUAACUUAUGGUUGUAAAGUUCCAGCAGGUAUUUUUGUUCCAUCUAUGGCAGCAGGUGCUACUUUUGGUAGAGCUCUUGGAUUAAUAAUAGAUUCGUAUUAUCAACUGCAUUCUGAUUCAUCAUUAUUUAUGACUUGUACUGAAGGUACCAAAUGUAUCAUUCCUGGAACAUACGCGUUCUUGGGAGCAGCUGCUGGAUUGUGUGGUAUCACGGAUUUAACUGUAACUGUUGUUAUUAUCAUGUUUGAAUUAACAGGAGCUUUAAGAUAUAUUGUGCCGACUAUGAUAGUAGUAGCCAUUACAAAGAGUAUAAAUGACAAGUGGGGCAAAGGGGGUAUAGCCGAUCAGAUGAUUAAAUUCAACGGUUUACCAUUAAUAGACGCUAAAGAGGAAUUUUCGUUUGGCACAAAUGUUGAAAGUGCGAUGUGUACAGCAACUGUCGCUUUCCCAAGUGAUUCAAAUUCAUCAAUUACCCUAGCUCAGUUACGUGCAACAUUGGACAAUGCGAAUUAUAGAGGUUAUCCAGUUAUUCAAUCACCAUCGUCUCCAAAAAUUGUUGGAUUCGUAUCAAAAUCAGAUAUUGAAUAUUCUCUUUCAACUUUACCAAACUCAGAUUCGUCAUCCAUUUGCAUAUUUACUAAUGAAAACGGGUCAAUUCCUACGGACAGCAUUGACUUCACUCUGAUCUUGAACAAAUCGCCAUUAACAGUCAAUGUCAACGCAUCUUUAGAGUAUGUGCUCGAAGUCUUUGUGAAGUUAGGUCCAAGAUAUAUUUUAGUUGAAAAUGAGGGUACCUUAGCAGGUAUAAUUACUAGAAAAGAUAUUUUAAGAUAUGAACAUACAAUCCAUUCUAUACAUAAUGAUAAUACUACCAAAGCUUAUGAUGAAGCGUUUAAUGAAAAAGUUUGGCAAAUAAUGAACCAAUUAUCACAUGGUUUUAGAAGAAAUAUCGGGAGGUUACUACAUAAUGAUGAAAAUAGAUAUGUAUAAUUUAUAUAUUCACAACCAA